GCAGUAGGCCCCCCGCGCUCAAACUCUCCCUCCCAACCGCGCCUCAUCCAAUGCUGCCCGGUCCCUGAGUUUUCCCUCAACUUCGCGAGAGGGAGGAGGAGGGAGAGGCAACCGGAGUCCUUUCGCCCGAAGCGCUCGCUGCUGCUUCUUCCCCUCAUGGCGGAGUCCGGGGCCGAGCCGGUUCUCGGCCCAGAGGACGGGGAGGAGGAGGAAGAGGCUGACGACGAGGAGCUGCUCCAGCUGGAGACGGAGGCGGUGCCCGGCAGCAGGGCCGCCAGGGGGGUUCCGGGCGGCGCCGUCAGGGUCAGCCUCGGGGGCGGCGCGGCGGCGGCUGGGCCGCAGCUGGGCUACGAUGGAAGAGCCGGCGACGAGGAGGGCGACUACGGCAGCAGCGACGGCGACGACGAAGAAGAGGAGCCUCUACUCGGCUUGGCGGCCUCGGGCCGGAGUGGCGGCCGCCAACGCCGCCGCAGCGCCACAGCACAUACAGGAAAUGUUGGAAGUAUUGCAGAAAUGAACUUCUUCUUGGAUGAUCCAGAAUUUGCUGAAAUCAUGCAGCAAGCAGAACAAGCCAUAGAAAGUGGAGUCUUUCCAGAAAGAAUCUCACAGGGAUCCAGUGGGAGCUACUUCGUCAAAGAUCCUAAGAGAAAAUCUAUUGGAGUAUUUAAGCCAAAAUCUGAAGAGCCUUAUGGUCACCUAAAUCCAAAAUGGACCAAGUACUUUCACAAAAUGUGUUGCCCUUGCUGUUUUGGCAGAGGCUGUCUUGUUCCUAAUCAGGGAUACCUCUCUGAAACUGGUGCCUAUCUUGUGGACAGUAAAUUGGGAUUGGGAGUGGUGCCUAAAACAAAGGUUAUCUGGAUUGUUAGUGAAACAUUCAACUACAGUGCAAUAGAUCGUGCAAAAUCAAGAGGCAAAAAAUAUGCUUUAGAAAAAGUGCCAAAGGUUGGUAAAAAAUUUCAUCGAAUAGGACUACCUCCUAAGGUUGGCUCCUUUCAGCUAUUUGUGGAAGGCUACAAAGAAGCUGACUAUUGGCUCAGGAAAUUUGAAACAGACCCUUUGCCUGAGAAUACAAGGAAACAAUUUCAGUCUCAGUUUGAAAGAUUGGUAGUGCUUGAUUAUGUAAUCAGAAACACUGAUAGAGGCAAUGACAAUUGGCUAGUCAGAUAUGAAAAGCAGAGUGAUGAGAGAGAACUUUCUGAUAAGGAUAUUCAGUGGAUUGAUAAAAAAGAACCUAUUAUUAAAAUUGCAGCAAUUGAUAAUGGUUUGGCUUUUCCUUUCAAACACCCUGAUGAAUGGAGAGCAUAUCCAUUUCAUUGGGCUUGGCUUCCACAAGCAAAGGUCCCCUUUUCUCAAGAAACAAUAGAUUUGAUUCUUCCUCGUAUUUCUGACAUGAACUUUGUACAGGAUCUUUGCGAAGAUCUUUAUGAAUUGUUUAAGACCGACAAAGGUUUUGACAAGGCUACAUUUGAAAAGCAAAUGUCUGUGAUGAGAGGACAGAUACUUAAUCUUAUUCAGGCAUUAAAGGAUGGAAGAAGUCCUCUUCAGCUUGUUCAGAUGCCUCGUGUGAUUGUGGAAAGAAGUCAUGGUGGAGGUCAAGGACGAAUUGUUCACCUGAGCAAUGCGUUUACACAGACUUUCCAUAGCCGGAAGCCUUUCUUUUCCUCUUGGUAGAGACACGUAAAUGUCUUCAAUUUAGCCAGACUUUCUGUUGUCUGAAAGUUUUAGAAUAAUGUAAUUCUGCUGUACACAAAGUGCUGGACUGCCAAAACCUCAGAACUUUUAAAGUUUUGUGUUUUGAAUGUAAUACGUUUACAGUUUAAAAUUGUGAAAUUUUACUUCAGGGAAAUGCGCUUGUCCUAUAACUGUAUUUUUAUAGACAGUUUAAUAUUUUCUGUAUCUAACAUUAAAAGGGAAAAGAAGUUUACAGAUGCCAAAGACUACUUCUGCAUAAAUUGUAGGAAAAAACUGCUCUGUUGGAUACAAAUGUCAGAAAUCAAAGUCUUAUUUUCCUUGUUGGAAAUGAAGCACAGCCUUUUCAUUCCUCUACUGCAAGAAAGCUGCUUGAACUUUUGCAACAAUUACCAAAUAUCUACAUGGGUUUCUUACAGGUUUAUAUUCUCAAAUAUUACAGAUUUAUAUUCUCAAAUAUUACAGAAUUAUAUCUUGAUCAGUUUACUAUGGAGAUCUGGGACCAAUACCAUUACAUCUUAAUUUGGAGAAUAAAUGACAUGAAAGACGAAGUUAAUCCUGCAAAUCCGAAGGAAACUUAAUUAUUUCAUAAUUUCUAUGCCCUGGUUCUUUUUACUGAAUACACAAACCCCCACAAGGUGGGGCUUGCAUCCCUCCUUCCUUCUGCAUCAACACUUUGAGGGUGAAGAUGGGAAUGAGCCUCAAUUUAUGCCCCUCACAUACUUAAAUUAUAUUGUGAUGUACAUCCCAGAUGCAAUGUGUGUGUAGAUUUCACCCCUGCUUUAAAAAAAGGUGAAAUUGUUUAAAUGGGUCCAAUUAAUAUAUAUGAAGCUCUCAGGUUAUAUGUUGGAAAUAGAUGAUCAAGUGGAGGAGUGCUGAUGAACUCCCCCAUCUAUAAAUGGUACAGGUGGGGCUGUGUGGGAAUAUUUUCUAAAUCACUCACAGGUAGUGUUCUCCCCACUGCCCAGCAACAAUUGAAUCAGCCACAGGCCACUUCCUUAAUGCUUAAACAAAUCCUUAUAGGGAAAAGAAGACGAAGACAUGUUUAAUGUCCUUUAUUGAUACUUCAGGGUCUCCCAAGGUAUUGAGUUCAGGAUUAGGGUGACACUACAUUUUUAGGAAUGCACAUACUGCUUGUCUCUUGCAGGGGUGGGUGGCAUUCAUUUGCAUAGCUAUGCCUUGUCUUGAUUCUUUGUGGUUCACUUGUAUAGAUGGAGAAUUGAAAAGGUUAAUAUAUUGAUCAAUCGCUAUAUUAUAUAGGGUUUCUUGAAACUGCUAUCAACACCCAUUAAAUCCGUCGGCUGAUGCCAAAGUGGAAACCUUCUGUUAUUAAUAUAUUAAGAGCCUGCCCCUCUGAAUUGUUGGAUAGUAGUACUGACUGUGAAUCAGAAGUUCAUUCUGUGGAUUCCUGUCCAUUUAUAGUCAUGAAAUUCCUCAGCAACCCAGAGCUAUUUUGUGGGAUUUAACUUAGCGUAAAACAUCAGUUGCAGAGGUAAUUUUACAGAAACUUGGAAUUUAGUAAUACCUGUUGUACAUUCAUUGUUCUGCUUGAAUGUGAGGGCCUCGAAUACCAUCUGUAGGAAAGAUUGCUUCUAUGAAAAAUGUCUUCUGUAUUUUUAGCCAUGCUGUUAUCUCAAGCUGCUAAGCAAUACUCCUGAACUCCCCAGAUUGGCCUUUUAAUUUUUUUAUGUUUUGAGGGGGUUGAUAAAAUGUAGCAUGUUAGAGUAAUGCACUUGAUAUACUAAAAUGUCUAAGCCUUAAAAUGUAAAGCAUACAGUGGAUUUUUUUAAAAAAAACAAACUGUCACAUUUCUAAGUUUACUGUGGCUUCAGUUUUUAUCAACCCUUGUAAUUUUUUUAUGAAUGCGUAAGAUCGCCAGACUUUGCUCUCUUAAAACAAUAAAAAUGAUGGUCUGAAAUGUACCUCCUUUUUUCUCAUAAUUAUAGCAUCUGUAUCCCACUUCUCUUCCAUGAAGCUUAGGACUGGUAUUGCAUGAGUCCCACCCCUUUUAUUAUUAUUAUUAUCCUUGCAGCAGUUAUGUCAAUUAAUUCAGGCUGAUGGAAGUGUGACUUGAGUUUACUCAGUUAAUUUUAUGACUGAAUAGGAUUCGAAUCGAUUUCUGGCUCAUGUCUUCCAACUGUACUGGCUACAUUCGUUAUGUAACCAUGCAUCAAAGACCAAAAUCACUUGCUAGUCUUUAUGCGUAGCAUCCGGGUAUAGCAUGUGUAUGUGCUGCAUAGACAAAUUUAUUUUCAUGGGCAACCUUUGAAGGAGAGGUCAUCAACCCCAAAAGUGUGAGAAAUGAUGGCAGGCAUCCCCAAACUUGGCCCUCCAGAUGUUUGGGGACUACAACUCCCAUCAUCCUUAGCUAACGGGGCCAGUGGUCAGUGAUGAUGGGAAUUGUAAUUCCAAAAUCUUAGAAUCAAGGUAUUGAAGUUUAUGCUAUACAGGCAGCAUAAUGGGGGUGGGAGGAGGAGGAGUGUUUAUGGUAAUAUUUAUUAUUUUUAUUUACCUUUCCACCAAGCAGCUCAAGGUGACAUAUAUGGUUCUCCCUCUUCCCAUUUUAUCCUUACAACAACCCUGUGAGUUAGACUAGGCUGAAAGAUGGUGACUGGCCCUAGGCUGAGUGUGGACUAGAAAGAAUACUGGUCUCCCAGAUCUUAGUCCAAUUACACAAACCACAACACCACACUGGUUUCAUGUAUCUGACGUAAUGAGCCAUGAGCAUAGCUCAAAUUAAGAUCUCCAGAAGAAGCUGUACGUUGGAAAUGCUUGGUGCAAAUCUCAAUUCCUCUGUACGGUAACUCAGCAGUUGCAGGUAAACAAACAUCUUAAUUGGGCUGCAUGUGAGCUUAGGAAAACUGGAGUUGUUGGAUCUCGGGGGUCUGA
This is a messenger RNA of Zootoca vivipara (common lizard), 4578 nucleotides long. RefSeq names its product phosphatidylinositol 4-kinase type 2 beta (gene PI4K2B). The record is from RefSeq and is a predicted model, not a curated record. Gene Ontology annotation, molecular function: 1-phosphatidylinositol 4-kinase activity. Gene Ontology annotation, cellular component: trans-Golgi network; lysosomal membrane; plasma membrane. Gene Ontology annotation, biological process: Golgi organization; endosome organization; phosphatidylinositol phosphate biosynthetic process. NCBI's taxonomy places the organism in Eukaryota, Metazoa, Chordata, Lepidosauria, Squamata, Lacertidae.